Molecule: messenger RNA, 1560 nt
Organism: Dunckerocampus dactyliophorus (ringed pipefish)
Lineage: Eukaryota; Metazoa; Chordata; Actinopteri; Syngnathiformes; Syngnathidae
Gene: stx11b.1
Product: syntaxin 11b, tandem duplicate 1
Exons: 2
Coding region: 185-1081 (298 amino acids)
Biological process (GO): intracellular protein transport; exocytosis; synaptic vesicle fusion to presynaptic active zone membrane
Cellular component (GO): plasma membrane; SNARE complex; presynaptic active zone membrane
Molecular function (GO): SNAP receptor activity; SNARE binding
Source: RefSeq, a predicted model, not a curated record
UCAAACGUCGAUUUGCGCCCAUACCUGUCCACAGUCACAGAUAGGCUGCGACACGCGUGAAUGCAGGGGGAGCAUUGUUGCUCUUCACCGGCCCCCUCCAGGUGGCUCUUCAUUGUAGAAUGGUGCUGAGACAACACAGACACAAUUAACACCAAAGUGUGAUACACAGCAAAACAGCUCAACCAUGAGGGACAGACUGAGCUACAUGCAGGAGUUGUCCAGCAGUCAUGUGGAGCAAAAGGAGAGCGCAGAGUCUGUCAGCUCAGACACUCUCAGCAAUGUGGACUUGGAGGAAGAGCUUCCCCACGAAGCGGUGGUGUUUGACAACAGCCCCGCUAUGGCCAAGGUGUUUGCCCAGGCACAGGACAUCCACAAAGACGUUCAGCUCAUCCGCCUGGAGGUGAAAAGGCUCAGGGAGCAGAACUCUCGCAUCCACCAGGGUGUCAGUACCAUGAGCACCAUCAAAAGGGACGCCAACGCCAUCGGUGGUGAUAUAAAGACUCGGGCUGAGCGUGUGCUGUCGUACCUGCGGGACAUGGACAGCACGGCCUACAAGCUAGAAGAAGAACAUGGCUCCAAUUCCGCAAUCGCGCGCAUCGCUAGAACGCAGUACGCCUGCCUGAGUAAUGGCUUCCGCGACGCUAUGUUUGACUACAACGCGGCGGAGAUGAGCUACCGUGAUGACUGCAAAGCCCAGAUCCAGAGGCAGAUGUCGAUCGUGGGCCGCGAUGUGACGGGCGAUGAGGUGGAGGAGAUGAUCGAGAAAGGUCAGUGGAACAUCUUCACCGACAACAUCAUGGCGGAGGGCAAGACAGCCCGCUCGGCGCUGUCUCAAAUCGAAACGCGUCACCAGGAGCUGUUGGACCUGGAGAACCGCAUCAAGGGGGUCCACGAGAUCUUCCUGGACGUCGCCUUGCUGGUGGAGGAGCAGGGCCCCAUGCUGGACUCCAUCCAGACCAACGUGCAGAAAACGGACGAGUACAUACAGGACUCUCUUUUCAAACUGGGCAAGGCCAAGCGCCACGACAGGAACAAUCCCUUUAGGAAGAUGUUUUGUAGCUGCUUCCCGUGCUUCGAUUAACCAGCGUGGAGCGACAGGAGGAGCGUGCAGAGCUAUUUUUGUUUCCCCAGGAAGUUCAAUCCAUUAAAUAUUUGUCGCUGUGAUUUUGAACAAGUACGUCAAACCAGGAAACUAGGAAAAUUCUGAAAAACACAACAAAUCGUUUUUAAAAAUCCAAUCGAAACUUGCUCUGCUCGCUAAAGUAAAGUUUCUUACUCUAUUGAAGUGAUUGAUCCUUUUAUUUAAAUGCACUGUAAAGACAUUGUAUCAUUGCGGAUAGCACAAUCCGGAAGGAAAUGGUUUUUAAUGUCCAUCAGACUGGAAAGGUGUUUGUCUUUUUCUGAAUGAUAAAAUUAUUGCUGCUCUUUUCAACCUGAAUUCACUAUUAAUUCCUCUGCGGCAUGUAAAGAAAGGAUCAUCUUAUGUGUCAUUGCUAUUAAUUUAUGUGUCUGUCUUUUGUGGUGCACUGUCUUAGGAUUGGAUCUGUGUAUUAAAAUACU